This is a messenger RNA of Saccoglossus kowalevskii, 7866 nucleotides long. RefSeq lists its product as uncharacterized. NCBI's taxonomy places the organism in Eukaryota, Metazoa, Hemichordata, Enteropneusta, Harrimaniidae. Gene Ontology annotation, cellular component: plasma membrane. Gene Ontology annotation, molecular function: G protein-coupled receptor activity. The record is from RefSeq and is a predicted model, not a curated record. Gene Ontology annotation, biological process: G protein-coupled receptor signaling pathway; cell surface receptor signaling pathway.
AUGGUCAAUCUCCGACGAUUUUGGAAGGAAUGUGUUUUUACACUUGAAAUUCUAAUGUGUUUUAUCUAUGGUACAUUUGUAUUUGCGCAGGUACCGCUCGGAAUGGAAGAUGAAACAAUUCUCGACUCGCAGCUUUCGGCAUCGACGUUCACAGUUAAUCACGACGCCACGAAGUCCAGACUCAGGAGUUCAGGACCCGAAACAGCAUGGUGUGCCGGUAAUUUGGACGACUCACAGUGGUUGGAAAUUCAAUUCCAUGAACUUGUCACCGUGACAGGUAUUUCUACACAGGGGCGCGAGGAGGCAGAUGAAUGGACUGAGACAUACCGUUUGUCAUAUAAAACCUACGAGUACUGGCAAUUUUACACCGACGAUGGCGGCGACCACGAGGUGUUUACAGGUAAUACGGACCGAGAUACCGUUGUACCUAACUCGUUGCCACGAGCCGUGGAAGCAGAGGCUAUUCGCAUCCAUCCACUCGGUUACAUCGGCGGUAUGUGCCUACGAGUUGAAGUAAUCGGAUACAGAAUGGGUCCACCGAAGGCUGUCAUUCUACCACUAGGCAUUACGUCUGGUGCCAUUCUGGAUGCACAGUUAACUGCAUCAAGCGUAUUAAAUGAUGGAAUCACAUACGAAGCGUUUAAAUCCAGAAUCGGUACAACCCACGGGACAUCGGCGCAGGGUUGGUGUGGAAUCGAACUAGCAGGAGAAUGGAUUCAAGCCGAUUUGCUGGUGCCUGUUUGGGUGACGAGUAUCCGAAUUAAGAUGGGCAAGACUAAUGACAAUACAAACUCUUUUAUAAGAUCAUUCUAUGUUCUGCACAGCAACGAUGGGACACAUUUUGAAAAUGCAUUAUCUGCAAGAAAUAACAAUGAGAAUUUCGAUGGUGUUACGGGAACGUUACUGUCAGAUGUUACUAGGGAUUUGUUGGAACCAGUCUUUGCCCGGUAUAUACGGGUUGAGGCUUACACUAGCGAUCAUCAAUGUUGUACUCUAUGGGAGAUCAAUGGAUAUAGCGUGCCAGAUAUUGGUGAAGCGCUCGGAAUGGAGAAUAAUAUUAUAACAGACAGUCAAGUUACUGCAUCCAGCCAAUCAGCAACUAGUGCCCCAGAACGAGGCAGAUUAAAUUACAUGAACGGUGACGGGAUGUCUGCCUGGUGUGCGCAGACGAACGACGCAAAUCAGUGGCUGCAAGUUGACUUUGGUGCUCCGAGUCGAGUGACUGGGGUGACAGUUCAAGGCAGGGGUGACACUUCUUCUGAUGAGUUCGUAACAUCGUUUUCUAUCACAUAUAGCCACGAUGGUAUUAAUUGGUCACCAUACUUGACCGAUACAGGUCAACAAAAAGUUUUUCCAGGCUCUUACGAUAAAGACACGCCAGUUACCAAUCCACUUUUACACAACUAUCUCGCUGCUCAGUAUACUCGACUGCAUCCUGUUACCUGGCAAACAGCUAUCUGCAUGAGAAUUGAGCUCUUAGGUUAUUCCAAUCCAGAUGUCACAACUCCCCGAUAUGAUGACUUUGGUGUAAACGCAAACGAUAUGACUAUACCGACAUCGUCAAUAUCAGCGUCUUCCGAAUAUGAUGGUACACAAAUCGCCGAUAGUGGAAGACUGUUUGACGAUGUAUCGGCUUGGAGACCGGCGAAUAACGACAUGACUCCGUGGUUGCGAGUCAAUUUAGGUACGACUGCUAUGGUAACUGGGUUGAUUACCCAGGGUCAUCCGGUAGUGUCAUCGUGGGUAUCUGCGUACCAGCUAACAUAUAGUGAAGAUGAAGUGGAGUGGUUCUCGUAUACAGCGAAUAUCAGUUCUAACUAUGAUAAGAACACCGCUCUGGUAGCGAUGUUGAUUAGUCCCGUGAGAAGUCAGUACGUACAGGUGAAUGUAGUCAACAGUCAAACAGCGGCUACUCUAAGACUGGAAAUCCUCGGCUACCCAGCUGCACCUCUAUAUUCAACCACGGUACCUACACCUGAAUUGACCUCAAAUGACAGAAUACAGAUCAUACAGCAAGCUACUCAGAUAUCUCCUAUUUAUGGUUCAGUCAUGUACAAUAACGACGUACUCGAUGUAAUCAACGACGAGGCCUUGUACAAAAUUAAAGAGAUUAUACAAGAUAAAGAAACCUGGACUUUACUGGAACUACAAGAAGUUAUUGCUAUUCUUGGUGUCUGCGCCGAUACUCAAGAUGUAGACAAUUUCUUCUCAAUUUCGGAUUCUGUUCUUGGUCUCGACCUCUCGAAAGUCACUGACAGUCAAACGAUGAUAAAUGAAAUGCACAGUAAUAUCAUGAAAGGCAUGGAGGGGUUCGCAGAAAGCAUUGCCACAAACAUGAUUGGAAACGAGGUUACCAUGGAUGGAGUAAAUAUCGAUAUCCGAAUCACGACCUUAUCGCCUGACGACGUUGACCCGAGUCUGAAUCUACUUACUGUGUACGAUCAAACGGAGGAUAACAGUAUCACAAUUCAUCUGACUGAUACAAGUACUGCACAGAUUGGUAACGAAGAUGUGAAGUUAUCAGUAAUCGUGUAUAAGAACAUGCACAACAUCAUUGGCGGCAAGAUGGAAGGAGGCCAAGCAGAAGUCGAUGCAGCCAUCGAGACAUCCGUCGUUAGCAACGUCGUGUCUUACAUUAUAGUUGGUGGUGGUGUCGAUGUUGCCAGCUACGUCAACGAAGAAAACCCCAUGUACCUCAAUUUUGUCAACGCACAGGAACCACCCGAUGAACACGUCGAUAUAUGCGUUUAUUGGGAAUUCCACGAAAGUUUGCCUGGAGGCAUAUGGUCUACUGACGGUUGUGAACUGUACUCCAGCACCUCGUUAGACACCACGUGUCGCUGCAGUCAUCUUACUAACUUUGCCGUCCUGAUGCAGACCACCACAGAUCGGGCCAUAUCUGACUCUCACUCUCUUGCUUUGGAAUUGAUAACUUACAUCGGAACCAUAUCAUCUAUCAUAUCCUUGCUGUUCAGUAUUCUCGUUUACGCUUAUCUAAGAUUACUGAAAAAUCAACGUAUAAUAUUACAUGCAAACCUCGCCUUAUCUCUGGCCAUAGCUCAACUUAUCUAUAUCAGCGGUAUUGGUGCAACAUUCAAUCAGGGACUUUGCACCAGCAUCGCCGUGGUCCUGCACUACUUCUUUCUCGUGUCCUUCAUGUGGAUGUUACUAGAGGGCGUUCAGCUGUAUACCAAAUCCGUCCACGUUUUUGGUCAGGGGAUACGAACGUGGGUGUUCAUGUUAUUAGGUUGGGGCAUACCGGUGAUUAUUGUGGGUAUUAGUUUUCCGAUCAGACCUGAGGAAUAUGGCACCGAAGACAGAUGUUGGUUAUCCACGGAAAAGGGCCUUAUAUGGGCAUUUGUUGUUCCUGUACUGGUUGUCAUUGCGGUUAAUAUAUUCGUACUCAUCAUGGUCAUCCGGGUAUUUAUGACACUAAAAGCUAACGCUGACAAAACAGAGAAAGAACGAAUGAAGGCCGGUAUGCGGGCGAUAUUGAUGUUACAGCCUCUGUUGGGUCUAACAUGGUUCUUUGGUUUUAUUUCGUCAUACGACCCCAGCCUGCUCUUCAACUAUCUCUUUGUCAUAUUCAACUCUCUGCAGGAUCUAACGAAAAUAAACGUAGAAGAAAAGAAAAAAGCUCACCCAAAUGAUACAUCUGCCAGUAUAUCAGCGCCAAGGUUAAGUUUGCUGUCAAAUAACGCAAGUCCGUAUACCCUCAACGCAAAUGGGAAAGUUCCCGAGGACAAGUCUGUGUUUCACCGAACGGACGAAAGAAUAUCACAACAUGUGAAAUAUGGCCUAGCGCCACGGAAUAUAAACUAUCAUGUUAACUAUGCCGGAUAUCCCCCUGAGGCUACCAGAUCUCGAAGUCGGCUACACCGAUUCGUCUUUCGUAAGAAUGGAAAAGAAAAGAACACAUCGAACAGAAAAAAAUGGGCAAAUGAGACGCGGGAUAGAGAUGUCUUAUUGGCCGUCGAUGCAAGUUAUGACGGUCAGGAACAUUAUGAUCGCGACUCGUUCAAGUUCACCGACUGGGUCUUUGGCGAGACAGACACUGAUAUCGUUGAUGACAUUCAAGUAUAUGCGAAAAACGUGAGAAAAGAAGUCCCUCUGCGUCGAAGUGCUUCCAUGAAUGCGCCGCGGUGUCGUCAAAAUAUCCUUUCCCUGAAACGAAGUUCCUCGUUCAGGAUCGAUUCCCAGGGAAACAGCGAGGAGAGCAGCGGUGCUUGCAGUGAUUGGGAUACAGGGAGUGAUUUCACAGCCAAUACUGUGGGAUACAAUCCAGUUUUAACCUCUAACUCUAGUUUACUAAAUAUUACAAAAAUAAAUAAACCAUUGCUACAAAAAUUACGUGAAGAAAUUCCUCUCAGAGAAAUGAAACGAGCUGCGUCCAUAAGUACAUUAUGUAGUAAUACUAAUAUUGAUAACUCUAGCUGCUUAUCUACUGAUUCUGGAUUUUACACAGCCAGUACGCAUGUUUUUGAAAAAAGACAAUUAAACGACGAUACAUCGUUGGGAAACACUGUAAAGCUAGCGUCAAAGACCAACGUUAAGAAAAAAAAAGGUAGGAGCUUAUUUGGGGGGAAAUCAAAGAAAAAAGGCAGUGAUUCUGAGAGUGAAAGUAAAACUGAUGCAGAACAUGGAGUAGCCAAAAAUGGUGGAUUAACCGCUGAUGGUGGUAAACAUGCGGAUGAAUCAAAAGAUGUGUUGAGUGCAACUUUGAAGAAUGAAAAACUCGGAAACAAUGUCAAGAAUGUAAAAUCAAAUUCUUGUAAAGUUGACAGGACACCCAAUUCUGCAACAUUGGGGGCUGGUGGAUGUACUGUGCAACGAACUGAUGUUCCUUUACACGGUGCUAUGCAUAUGUCAAAGUCUGGUGCAAAUUCUGCUGAUUCAACAGAAAAUAAAACUGGCAAGUCAGCAACUAUUGCAAAGAAAGGUGCAUCACAUGAUUCUGGUAAGAAAACUCGUAUCCCCGUUAAAAAUAUAGCGAGUUCAUCCACUUCUUCACAGACACCAAAGUCCACUAUGACUGAUAAGCAUUUGCCGAUUGCUGUCUCACCAGGAAAAAUGUUACAUAACGGAACUGAAAAUCGGGCUGUUGUCGGAAAACGUAAUGAAAAUCAAUUUCUGAGGGGUGGAAGUCUGCGUGAAAAGCAAAAAAAGGAUCAAGAAACAAAAUCUUUGCAGCGAAUGAACAGUUUACCAUUGAAAAAAAUGAAUGGAAGUAAAAAGAAACACAAAAAAGAACUAAAAAAGUUGGCCUGUCUUGAAGAAAGUAGCAAAACUCAAGAUGGGAAAGAGAUAACACAGGGUAAACUGAAUACAAAAAACAACGAUAAAGCUGGUUUGAAACACUGUGAUACUUUGAAAGAAAAAGAUAAAAAUGGUAAAAAAAGUAAUAAAUCAAAAGAUGUGCUACAUGGUACUGAGAAGACAGCUGUUUCAAAAAAGGAGACAACAAAUUCUGGGAAGGUGCCAGAUGUCCCAAACCAACAAAACGGGACAAAGAAGGAGCAAAAUAUUAAACACAAACAACGAAGCAGUGAAAAUAUGCAUGUGAAAAGCUUGGGUGAUAGUUCACAAAAUUGUAAUGUAAAGCAGGUCAAAAGGUCAUUGGUCAAAGUUCCUGCUUUACCAACAACAACAACAACUGGGGAAGUUGAAAUUAAUUCAGAUCAAAAUCAACUAAGAAAAACUACUCCAUCUAAACUACCCAAACCCAGAGGCGUUUUAACACCACCUAGAAAAGACAUUUACAAAGCAGCGUCUGUGUCAGGCACAAACUCUUCACAUAAAGAUAAAAUUAGUGUAAAAUAUCCAGGGAGUCAUGUCACAGUUCCAGGCAAUUUUGCUACUGCAAGCGUAUCACUACAUGAUGAAGGAGUUGAUGGUAAAAAAACACGACAAAGGAAAGUUGCAAAUAAAGUAGCUAGGCCUAGGGCUCAAAUGAGUUCUCUGAAAGGUGUGUCCAACACAUACCGUAAUACCUCACCCUCUGUUAAGGGUGACCCAGCUUGUCCCCCUGACAUGCAAUCUGCUGACCAAGAGAUGAAUUUACAUGUUUUGAACAGUGAGGUGUUAAAUCGGUCAGCAUGCAAAGGUUCGAAUAAGUCUCCGGAGGACAGUAUGAAAAAAGGUGUUGUCGCUAGCACUGAUUUGACAAAAGUACAAAAAAACAGUGUGAAGCAGUCUGAUUGCUGUAAUAGAUAUCCACCUAUUAGCCAUUCAAGAGACAUCGCUAAGUCUGUUCACCCCCAGGGACAUGUUUUCUCCAACAAAAGAGUCCAACAUCACUCAUCUGUUAAGUCUGCACAGUUAGGUGGCAGUCCAGGUACUUUAACCAUAGGAAAUACAUCAGCUCCUGUGAGAAAGGAUAGUGAACACAGUGAUUCAAACUUAGCUGAUGUGAAUGAACAGACAAAGUGUUCAGAUAACGUAUUGACUAAUACAGACAUCGAUUGCCAAGAUAAUGAGCCCUUGUAUAUUCUAAAACAUGCACAGUCAAUUAGUCUCAAUGAUCUGCUGGAUGAAAGCAAUAUGGAAUCAGACACUGAUUCCACGCUUGACUGCAAUUCUGAAGUGCAAGGUGUGGCCACAAACAUUUAUAGCAGUCCUGGUGAGAUGAGCCAAAUUACCAGGACAAUGGCUGCUUCUGAUAUCAAUGCUGAUUAUAUUAAAGAUGGCGUGCAUGGUAGUCAGGAAACUGAAUACCAUAAAAUCAACCAGCCACUUGUAAGCUUAAAACCAACCAAUAAUUUCUCGGAUACAGGUGUGUCUAAGCAUGUUGUAAAUAUCAACAAGAAUGCAGUGGGUGGAGACGAACAUGGGUCAGAUCAGUGCACAAUUAGACCAGAGAUAAUGAACUCAGUUCUCGAUUCGUGUACCUCUUCAGAUCAAGAAGGCACACAACGCCAGACUUGUAGUAAAAUACAGUCUGUAUCAACCACAGUAAAAAAAUCACAGUACUUGCACGUACAACAUGAAUUACCAUUAUCUGGUCGCUCAGAAGUAUUUGAUCGUUUACAGGGAAACAGUGGAUCCCCAGUAUGUGAUACAGCAGAAACUGUUGAUAAAGUUUGUGAAGGAAAUACAACCGAAUUGUUAGAUUCACAAAACACUGCAGAAAUUGAUGAAAAUGAAAAUCAGGUUGGACCAAGUAGGUUGAUAUUGCAUCCAAGUUUGGUACAACAGGAAAGAGUACAAAAAAAGUAUGUGAUGAUUAAAGAUAAAUUGUUAAAUGAGGAAAACUCAUCGAUUAGAUCAUCUCGUCUUCCGCAGUAUGUGAACAAGAACAAUUUUCAUAAGUCAAUUCCUACCAAACCAAAGAUAUCUCCUUGUCCCACUUUGCAAUCAAAGAAAUCGCCUGACAGUUCCAAAGUACAGCGCAAUCGACUUGUAAAUGAAGCGUAUAAACAGGGAGGAACAGCCAAAAGUGUAGACAGUUGCAGUCAGUCAUCACCGCCUUUAAUUGCAGAGUGUCCUACUACACCUGUGGCUAUACAUGUUGUAGAUGAGUCUAAAAACAUGGCUGAAAAUGAAACAUUUAAUGCCAGGCACGGCCUGACGGAAGUUAGUUCCACAGGGAGGUCGUGCAUGACAGUGACCCCGUCCUCCAUUAGUCCAAUCAUCGAUCAAGAAAGUGCAGAGAGACUUUCUUGUCAAAUGCAAGAACUCCCAAGAGAGAGAAAUGAACAGUUAGUACUACGAAAACAACUUGGCAAACCAAGUGGCGUUUACAAUCCAUAUACUCCAGCAUUGAUUGAUUUCUAUGGUAAAUUAACUUCAUUGAUAGACAUUGUGCUCAGUGAUAUAGGUUGUGACAAUUCAGGAAUCCUAAUACUCAACUUACAAAUGUACAUUUAA